AUGGAGAAGGCCGGGCGGGGCUGCGAUGGCGCCCCGCGGGGGCCCGUUCUGCACAUCGUGGUGGUCGGCUUCCACCACAAGAAGGGCUGCCAGGUUGAAUUCUCUUACCCGCCCCUGAUUCCAGGAGAUGGACACGACAGCCCCACCAUCCCUGAGGAAUGGAAGUACCUGCCCUUCCUGGCCUUGCCCGAUGGCGCACACAACUACCAGGAAGAUACUGUGUUUUUUCACCUGCCACCCCGAAAUGGAAACGGAGCCACCGUGUAUGGCAUCUCUUGCUAUCGGCAGAUUGAAGCCAAAGCAUUGAAAGUCCGGCAUGCAGAUGUCACCAGAGAGACCGUGCAGAAAAGCGUCUGUGUUCUAAGCAAGCUGCCUCUCUAUGGCUUGCUUCAAGCAAAACUUCAGCUCAUUACACAUGCAUAUUUUGAAGAGAAGGAUUUUUCCCAAAUUUCCAUUCUAAAGGAACUCUAUGAACAUAUGAACAGUUCCUUGGGAGGAGCGUCACUGGAGGGGUCCCAAGUGUAUCUUGGUCUGUCGCCUCGGGAUCUUGUGCUUCAUUUUCGACACAAGGUCUUAAUUCUGUUUAAAUUAAUUCUUCUUGAAAAAAAGGUUCUCUUUUAUAUUUCUCCAGUGAAUAAACUGGUGGGUGCCCUGAUGACCGUGUUAUCCCUUUUUCCAGGCAUGAUCGAGCAUGGUCUCAGGGACUGUUCUCAGUACAAACCUCGGAAGAGUAUGUCUGAAGAUGCUGGGCUUCAGGAAAACAACCCCCCUGCAGAUGAUUUUGUUUCUGUGUCUGCUCCUAACAUCACUUGUACCAACUCAGAAACUGCCAGGAAAACCCUGACGGGAAACCACGAUGGAGAUGCUGCCAUCGCAACGGAAGAACCUUUGUUCCCAGCAGAGAACAGCAGCAAGGGGCUGGGACCCAGUGAGACCAGCCCGUAUUUGAAACCUCCUUCUCGUCCAUCUCCAGAGUCUUCAGAAAGUGACUGGGAGACCUUGGAUCCCAGUAUCUUGGAGGACCCCGGCUUGAAGGAAAGGGACCAGGUGGGGUCAGAACAGACAAACUCGUUUCCCAGGGAGUUGGUGCCCUCAGACAGCGCUCCGAUUACUGUCCAACCUCAAGCCAACAUGGGCCAGGUGGUCCUGCUCCCGGGGCUGAUUUCCGGUUUGGAAGAGGACCAGUAUGGCAUGCCCCUGGCCAUCUUCACAAAGGGAUAUCUGUGUUUGCCUUACAUGGCAUUGCAGCAGCAUCACCUUCUCUCGGAUGUCACCGUUCGGGGAUUUGUUGCUGGAGCUACUAACAUCCUUUUUCGGCAACAGAAGCACCUCAGUGAUGCCAUCGUGGAAGUGGAAGAGGCGCUGAUCCAGGUCCAGGACCCCGAGCUGAGGAAGCUGCUCAGCCCCACCACGGCCGACCUCAGGUUCGCCGACUACCUGGUGAAGCACGUGACCGAGAACCGCGACGACAUCUUCCUGGACGGCACGGGCUGGGAGGGGGGCGACGAGUGGAUCCGAGCGCAGUUCACGGUCUACAUCCACGCGCUGCUGGCCGCCACGCUGCAGCUAGAUAAUGAAAAGGUGCUCGCGGACUACGGGACAGCCUUCGUGAUGGCGUGGAAGAACACUCACAACUACAGGGUCUGGAACAGCAACCGGCACCCGGCACUCGCGGAAAUCAAUCCGAACCACCCUUUCCAGGGCCAGUACUCGGUAUCCGACAUGAGGCUACGGUUCUCACAUUCUGUUCAAAACAGUGAACGUGGCAAGAAAAUUGGAAACGUCAUGGUCUCCACCAGCCGGAAUGUGGUCCAGACAGGAAAAGCUGUUGGCCAGUCGGUGGGAGGAGCUCUUUCCAGCGCAAAGACAGCCAUGUCCUCCUGGCUUUCCACCUUCACUGGCUCCACCCCCCAGAGCCUCCCGGAGCCGCCCGGGAAGCCCUGA
Molecule: messenger RNA, 1944 nt
Organism: Pipistrellus nathusii (Nathusius's pipistrelle)
Lineage: Eukaryota; Metazoa; Chordata; Mammalia; Chiroptera; Vespertilionidae
Source: the annotation of a GenBank genome assembly